UCUUGGCCCUUGGGCACUCUGAACACCCACGUCAGCACAGGCUUUUUUUCCCCCUCUCAACAAACGGGUUUCGGUCUUUAGGGCUGAGCAGGAAGUGGAUGUUUACCCAGAUCGGGGAAGCCACGACAAUUUAGUUAAAGUGUCCAGAAAUGGAGAUGGUUUGUGAAAUUGGGACAAACAGACCAAUGCGACCUUCGGCAGAGCCAGGUCGCCAGCAUCCUCACAGAUGGUCCAGUGCAGACAUAACAUCAAGCCAUCAGAGCUGCCUGCUGAAGCAGCUGGACCAGCAGCGCCGACAAGAUCUCUUUUGCGACUGCAACGUGCUGGUUGAGGGCCACCUUUUCAAGGCUCAUCGCAAUGUGCUCUUCGGCAGCAGUGGUUAUUUCCGUAUGCUGCUCACCCAGGGAGCUAAAGACUGCGCCGAGCCAGCAAGCGCUUCGUUCGACGUCUUCAGCCCAGAGACCUUCACUGUAAUCCUGGACUUCGUCUACUCGGGACACCUGGAGCUCACGAGCAGUAAUGUCAUCGAAGUGAUGUCAGCAGCCAGCUACCUGCAAAUGAACGACGUCAUUGCCUACUGCAAGGACUUCAUCAAGUCCUCGCUGGAGAUUAGCGCCAAGGAAGAUGACGACCGGUACCUCUGCCUGUCAGAUAACAGCAUGGGCCAUGAGCGCAGUGGUGAUGUGGACCAGGCUGGACCUUGCUCCCUCAAUGGUCAGCCCACAAUUUGGGCCGAGGAUGACGUGCAAUCGAAGGACUAUCAGGUGGACAUCAGCCCAGAGGUCACCCUCCUGCCGCCAAGCCCAGCCCAGCAUCCGAGAAUGGUGAAAACAGAGCUGGAACCAGACCAAGACAUGCAGCUAGAGUUUACCACCCUUGUCCCAGAGCGCAGAAGGAGGGGAUCCAAGAGGAAAGCCAGCGGAGGACGCCCGGUUGCCAGUGACAACUCCUCAGUUGACCUCCAGAUGGCAGCCUCACACAGCGCACAGAAAGCAGAUGAACUGUAUGCCACCCUACCUACCAUUGUUGGAGUUGUGGGAGUCUUCAAUAAAGUAGACUCAAACCCCACCAUGCGUUUCAAGUGCCCUUUCUGCACACACACUGUGAAAAGGAAGGCUGACCUGAAGAGACAUCUCCGUUGUCAUACGGGCGAACGCCCCUACCCCUGCCAGGCGUGUAACAAGCGCUUCACUCGGCUAGAGCACCUGCGCAGCCAUUUUGAGACGAUCCAUCAGGCGCGUAAGCUGGUGUGCCGUAAAUGCAAGCGCCACGUGACCGAGCUGAGCGGGAGGGUGGUGUGCGAGGGCACGCGGUGCUAUCGGCUGUGUGGCGUCUGUAUCCAGGAGACAAGUUACGCCGGCAUGACUGUGGAGGGGGAGGGGGAGGUGGGCCAGCAGCAGGAGGAGCAUGCGGCCACAGAGGAGCCAGAGCUGUUGCUGGGGGUGGACGAGGCCGAAGCCGACGGGGAGAACCAGGACCCCAGCUGGGUCAUCACAGAUGACGACGACCUGGCCGAGGACUCGGGUGCCGACCUGAUAAUCCAGGAGGUGGACGACAGUGAUGAGGAGCUGAAUGAAAAGCAGGACUGAUUGCAAUGCUGAGAUACUGAGGCUGAAUAUGGGCGAGGACUGAGAAAGAUCUGAAUAUGAUUCUAAGUUUCAAGGGGAGAGAGUAGUUGAAAA
This is a messenger RNA of Alosa sapidissima (American shad), 1682 nucleotides long. It is a transcript of the gene zbtb8a, whose product is annotated as zinc finger and BTB domain containing 8A. The transcript is spliced from 4 exons. The coding region runs from base 150 to 1589 and encodes 479 amino acids. Gene Ontology annotation, molecular function: RNA polymerase II cis-regulatory region sequence-specific DNA binding; protein binding; DNA-binding transcription factor activity, RNA polymerase II-specific. The record is from RefSeq and is a predicted model, not a curated record. Gene Ontology annotation, biological process: regulation of transcription by RNA polymerase II. NCBI's taxonomy places the organism in Eukaryota, Metazoa, Chordata, Actinopteri, Clupeiformes, Clupeidae.